Molecule: messenger RNA, 2384 nt
Organism: Scleropages formosus (Asian bonytongue)
Lineage: Eukaryota; Metazoa; Chordata; Actinopteri; Osteoglossiformes; Osteoglossidae
Exons: 8
Coding region: 197-1708 (503 amino acids)
Cellular component (GO): membrane
Source: RefSeq, a predicted model, not a curated record
UUCCCUCUGCAAGAUCUCUUGGUGCUUCUGGACUGGAGGAGCAGGCGAGUUCGACAUCCGACGUCUGCUGAUUGGCAGGCGUUUCAGAAACAACUUAAAUCCCGUUUUGGACCGCAAACUUGAUACGUGUAUUCUGGCGGCAGCUCCGGCCUCGCUUUCCUCCUCGCCGAAAGCUCGUCUUUCAGCAUCACCCGUCAUGUUCUCCGCGGCGCGUCUCAGACUCACGGCUUGUGGGGUUCUGUGGUGUGUUCUGGGUUUCAACGCAAUUUUUGUCAUGGCGGCUCUCCCUGCUCCCACUCUGCAUUUCACACAACCGGUCAACGGCACCAACAUUGAGCUGUCCUCCAAAGUCGUCAUGGAAUGCUUCCCACCAAAAGAGGCACAAUAUCCCAUCUUCCUCAACCUGGGGAAACAAGAGCAGCCACUCGUCCCCCUGCUGUUUUACAGGCUCACGUCCUACAACAGCGUGCUCUUCACGAUUCCGGCCGUCGAGGAGUAUGAGGGGCUCUUUGUGUGUUGGUACAAUGUCAGCAAGACAAAUGAGGUGUCUGCACCCAGCAAAGCUACGAACCUAAACAUCACUUCUUUACCUGUCCCAAGCAUUUCCGUGAAACCGACCUUCAUUCGAACAGGGAAGAACUACUCGGUCUCUUGCGUAACGUCGACCUACUUCUACAACGCCACCUUCCGCAUUUACUUUCGCGACGCAGCAGGUUCCGCGCAUGACGGGGCGCUGCAGCUCUUUGGAAUCCUGAAUCUGAAUGGCACUGGAGUAAUAACUUAUAGGGACGUUGCAGAGGAGAAUGAGAGGAGGGAGUACAUCUGUGACGUUGAGGUCUUCUACAGAAAUCGCAUCCUGAGGUCUCCCUUCUCCAGGUCUUUGACUGUCACUGCAGAAAUGCUUCCAGCGCGCCUACUCUCUGACAUCCAGGGGAUCCGGUGCAUGGGGAAGCUGGAGGUGUUUGAGGAACAGAAGUGGUACCCCGUGUGCAUGCCUUAUGGCCUGAAGGAGGCCACAGCCCAAGUGGCUUGCAGAGAACUUGGAUGUGGCAAGGUGGUGCAAUUAGACACCAGUACAAAUUCUCUCCAGUCCCGUUCCUUUCAAUGUUCUGGAAACGAGGGGCGUCUCCGGGACUGCAGCUUUCCCUCGGAACGGAGGUUCUGCAACCGUGAUUAUAACCUAUGGGUCAUGUGUUCAGUUUUCGCUGAGGAUUUUCUUCCAGCUCCAAAGCUUUCAAUCAACGGUUUUAAUUUUUUAACCAGUGUUCAUGUCUAUGAAGGAAACUCACUGGAAGUCUACUGUACAUUCAAUGCUCCUUGGCUCGGUAACAAGACGGUGAGCAUUGCUUUGAAGGAAUUAAAUCAAGGUGUGAAAUCGUCAUUUUUUUUGACUACUGCUGGGAAGACAGUUGUCUUUACGAUGUCCUCCCCUGUGUCUCCCGGUGACUAUGCCUGUAUCGCGAGGUUUGACGACUCCUUCCAAACCAUUUACAGUCCAUCUAGCAACAGUGUGACCAUCACCACUGGAAAGCCUCCAAAUGUUGGCCUCAUUGUGGGAGCUCUCAUAGUAUCUCUGAUAGGUGCUGGAAUUCUAGUCUGCUUGUGCGUCUUUCGGGUUAGUGAUGGAGAGACACAAACUGAUAUGAAUGCAUUGGAGAAAAAUGUGGAGAAACCUGCCUCUGACCUGGAGGGUGAAGAGAUGCAAUGAUGUGCCAGUGUGCAGCACAGCAGCGCCGCCAAGUGCAAUGGUGCCAUUGACAGCUGAUGUCAUCGAAAGUGGCGUGUAAUUCGUCUAUCAACAUCUUCUCCGCUAUUUUACAUGCUUUCUCAUGGCUUUUCUCAGGUGGAAGAUAGAGUUCCUAGCGUGGUACCUGUCACACAUUUAGGGUUCCUACCUCUUAGAAAAGUCUUCCUUUCGCUGAGGGUUCCAUUUGAUGAUGGGUUGCCCUGAAAGGCUGCAUUUCGCACUGAUUUAAUAUAUGAAACAUUGCUGUAGUAACACCUACAUGUUUAAGUACAGAAAUAAACGAGUAGCGCUCUUAUUGAAGAAACAAGAUUUUAAAAUGUUUCAGAUUAAAUGUACAUUUAUUCAUUCAGAUGCUGUUUUUCUCCAAAGUAACUUUGAGCAGCUUAGAAUUAUGUACCAGUUUACACAGCUGGGUAGUUUUACUGGAGCAAUUUAUGGCAAGAACCUUGCUCAAGUGCCCUCCACCUGGCAGUGGGAUUCCAAACACUGACCUUUUGAGGCAGGGGCAACACUUCUAACCACUAUUCUAUCAGUUGCCUCUAGUGAGCAGCUGCUUCUGUUAUUAACAAAUGACUCUCUCACACACACACACACAUAUCACUUGUCCCAAGCAGGGUCACAGCAAACUGGAGCCUAA